UGAAAAGUUUAUAACGAUACAAUGCAAGUGGGAAAUGCCAGUCGGUUGUGAGACAUCGACGAGUUAACUCGUGGUCGAUGUUUGCGCUUUAUUGAACUCUGUGGUUAUUGAUAACUCGUUUUAAAUAUAUAAACCGGACAAGUGCGAGUUGGAUUCGCAUACGAAGGGUUCCGUAUCAUCUGACAAGAAAUAACACUUUUUUUGUGAUAAGUUUACGAUUUUCGAACUUUCCCCUUUACCUGUGCCAUUGCUCCCUGCCAAGUUUCAUGGUUCUAAGCCAACGGGAAGUAGGUAUCCUAUACGUUUUGAUUUUCUUGCCCAGUCUUGACAGACAGACAACAAAGUGAUCCUAUAAGCGUUCCUAAAACGAUACGGAACCCCAAAAAUUGAUAAACAAUUAAUGAUAAUGGCUAUCUAAAGCACGCUUUCCGUUAUAAAAGUUGUGCCUAUGUGAAGAACAAUAUUGGGAUUUUAAAUAGACAUAUAUCUUUACAUCGAGCUUUUAUAGAACUCAUCUACCUUCUAAAGUGCCAUAGACCAUUUAGUUCUAAGUAGUUCACAGAUCUGUGCAGAACAAUUAAUUUAGAUUUACAAUCAUUGUUCUGCUGUGCACAAUGAAGAUAGAGAGAACAGGCCCAACGGUGUAUAAAAUGGAGGUGGGGGUCCGGAUAGUGGGCAUCAUCCUGCGAGUCCUCAACUUCAUACUGGCGCCGCUGUUCUGGCUGCGCGGGCGCAAGAACGACAGCCUGCGCGUGCAGCCCAUCCAGGACACUGUGCUGCUGCAGAGCGCUUCCGAACUCGCUGCUGCCAUACGAAGCGGGAAGUUGUCCAGUGAAGAAGUGGUGACCAGUUUCAUAGAGCGAAUCAAAGAGGUGAACCCCCUACUCAACGCGGUGGUGCAGGAGAUAUUCUCCACUGCGAUAGCGCAGGCCAAGGAGAUCGACCUCAUGCUGCAGGAAGUCAGGAUCAAGGGUCAGAUAGAUGAGCUGAUGCUCACUAAACCCUUGCUGGGGGUACCGUUCACUGUCAAAGAGAGCUGCUCACUUAGCGGAAUGUCAAACUCAGUAGGAUGUCUGGAGCAUCAAGGCAGAGUGGCCCUGAAAGAUGGUGAUGCGGUGAACCUGGUGAAGAGAGCCGGGGCCAUUCCGUUACUGGUGUCGAACACUCCAGAGCUGUGCCUUGGCUGGGAGACGACGAACUUACUGAACGGGACGACGAAUAACCCCUAUCGUCUCAGCACCACUCCCGGGGGGUCGUCAGGGGGAGAAGCGGCUCUGCUGGCGAGCGGCGCGUCUCCACUGUCGGUGUCGUCCGACAUCGCCGGCUCGAUCCGCAUCCCCGCGGCGUAUUGCGGCGUUUUUGGACACAAGCCCACUCCUGGAGUGAUAUCAAUCGAAGGGCACGUCCCGACGCUAACGGACGAGAACUACCCCAAGUUCCUCACGGUGGGGCCCAUGACUCGCCACGCGGAGGAUCUGCCCCUCCUACUGUCCAUCAUGGCGGCGGACGAGGCGCACAAACUCAACCUGCACAAGCCUGUACCCGUCAACCAGUUGAGGAUAUACCACAUGACGGAGGCGGCCAAGACGGCGGCGCUGCUGGGCGUGCACCCCGCCAUACAGAACGCAGUGCGGAAGGCCACGGACUAUCUGCACAACAAGUGUGGCGCUGCGCUAUGCGAUGAAAAGUUCAAGGAAUUGGAAGAGUCGGUCGAAAUGUCGGUAUCGGUAUUCUUCGCGAUGAAAGACAUCCCUAACAUGCUUCAAGACCCGCUCGACCCUAAGCACGAAAAGAAUCUGCUAAUGGAAAUAAUAAAGUACUUCAGCGGAAACGGCUCGCGCUCGUUACAAGCGCUGGGCUUCGCGUUGCUGCGGGAGAAGCUGCUGUUCAUCCCGCGGCGGCGCCUCAAGCACCAUCGCGAGAGAGCGAGUCGACUGAAGACGAUCAUGACGGAAAAGCUGGGCACCGACGGAGUGUUUCUGUACCCUGUUCACAGUUCGCUGGCACACUAUCAUCACCAAGUAUUCCUCCGAGCUUCGGGAGUGAUGUACUCGAUGCUGUUCAACGUACUGGGCUUCCCCGCCACUGUGGUGCCCAUGGGCAUGCACCAGGGGCUCCCCGUGGCCAUACAGGUAAUCGCAGCACCAUAUCAAGACAGACUAUGCUUAGCGGUCGCGAAACAACUGGAAGAAGGAUUCGGUGGAUGGCAACCUAUAGUAUAAACUAGGAUAAUAGAAUUAAUGGUUAUAGAUAGUUUAAUCCACGAAGACGCGCCCACUAUUUCUCCUGCGAGGAGUGAUCAUGUUUACUUAGGGUUCUGAAGGGUGCCAACGGCACUAUUAUCACAAAA
This is a messenger RNA of Maniola jurtina (meadow brown), 2350 nucleotides long. Its product is annotated as fatty-acid amide hydrolase 2-A-like. NCBI's taxonomy places the organism in Eukaryota, Metazoa, Arthropoda, Insecta, Lepidoptera, Nymphalidae. Bases 615 to 2222 code for a protein of 535 amino acids. The record is from RefSeq and is a predicted model, not a curated record. The transcript has 11 exons.